CUCUUCGAACAUGAUUGGUCAACGGAUUCGGAGGACUUUGUUAUUCAAAUUUGGGUGCUAAACUCAGUGUCGUUUUCUCGGCUAAGUAAUGAAUUAAUAACGCGCAAAACGAACUCAACGCACGUUCGAGAUUGCCCCGUAUUGCUCAAUUUUCACGAAGGACUUUCCGGUUUUUUCCCCGAGGCAAUUUAUGGCACCUUUGUCGGUGAUUUUAUGUCCUUAUUGGCAAGUAUAGUUGUUUAUAUUCCUAGUAGCCGUGUAACUAUCAAGUCUGUCUGCCUGAUCAGUUGGACCGCUUGUCCGGACAAAGCCUUGUGACAGGUAAUGUUGAAAGUGUGAAAUCGCUUCCCUAUUGUAAACAUGGCCGAAGAACAACUACAGAGGGCUGACUCGAACCUCAAGCCGAGCGAGCUGAAGGCUGCAUUCAAGCGAAGCAGGGAUAUCGACGCACUGUUGGACGAGGAAAGAGAAUUAAAAGAAAAAGAAGUUCAGAUACUUAUUUUAGGUAAGCAUAGCAUUAGGAUCUAGUAAAUUCCGCUGUCACUAUAGUCGGCUCGUUAACGGGUGUAUAUUCGGUCAUCUGUUCCUUAAUAUUGUUGCCCUAUUACCACGGAAUGUAGCCAACUUUCACAAGCUCCCAGAUAUAAAAUUCAUGGAGGGGCAAAGUGUCCUAGUUUGCCUCGUGAAGCAUCUACCCUGGUCAUAUCAUGAUCGGCAAAACCUCUUUGAGAAUUGUUCCAUACCUACUUUUUCAAAGAAAGCCGUUCUUAAGUAAACAGCGACAAAACAAUUUACAGCUAUUGAAAAUCAAAAUUCACCUCCGAUAUAACGCAUUAAAUAUAUAUCAGCUUAACUGAUUUUAAAGGGCACGUCGAUGAAUUGUUUUUUUCUUUUCUUAUUUGGUGAACUACAGGUUUGUAGAACUUAUUCUUAUUAAGACUCAUUCGCGAAAAAAUCUAAUCCCCUUAAGAUAAUGUGAGACAGUAUGAAAGUGGAAAAAUGUUUUAACUAGACAACUUGCUGACAAACACUUAACAUUUGCAUAUUGUAUACUUUCGAAAAUAGUUCUAAUUUUACCAGGAACAUAAAAUCAUAGGCUUUCGCUUUUUGGCGGUACAAAUUUUACAAAAUACCCAAAAUGGUUAUUCAGCUAAUAUUUUUCGCAUCGGUGAUUAUUAAUAAUUAAUAGCGUUCAGAACCAGAAGAAAGUUGGGAAAAUGACAUCCAAUUAUGAUUUCAAAUUAAAACGGAAUAAAUUUAAAUUUAUAGAUUGGCAAAUGAUGAAAUAUAGUAACUCUACAAGUGCAAGCUAUUAAUAUCUGUUGAGAAUUAAUAUAUUGAUGAAUCAGGUAUAUUGUAGUGACCCAUUAUUCAAAGUGUUUUUAUUCGCUUCAUUGUCAAAAAUACAUAGAGAUCAGAAUCUAAUCAAAAAAACAAAAACAAAAUCAAUACAACAACCACAAAACUUACUUAAAAAGUCUUGGAUUUUUGUUUUUUUCAUGGAAGAGUGUUGAUGACUUCCCAAGAUGACAAACAAAUGUUCAGUUAAUUUUGAAAAUAAGUUCCGUUUUACUAUGUUUUGUAUUUCCUUGCGUUCCUCUUACAUGUAAAGUUUAGCGAGAAAACAUGAGAAAAAGUUGCUACAUAGGAUUUCUUUGUGAAUUUGUUUGUUUUGACUGAGAUGAACAUAUUUGUGGUCGGUUUUUAAUCCGGAAAAAAUUAGCAACGACGACGGCGACCAGCUAGCGACUGCGAUGACAAAGCCGAGAACGUCUAAAAAGAAAUCGGACACGGCAUGUACGCGACAACGAAUUAAAUUUUUCACUCUUUCUAAACUUGGUCGGGGGUGGGGUCACCAAAAAUUCAACACAGGAAAAUUCACCUGCAUUUGAGAUUUAAGCGAGUGAGUAUAGUUUUGAUAAAGUUUUUGAAAAUAACGUGAACUAAAUUGAGUUUUUAACUCUGAACUUUCAAGAUCACUGCCCUUGCCGUUCCCAAGUCGUUGCUGAUCCCAUACAGUAAAAACCCGCGUAUAAGAACCUAAGCUUUUCCAAGCUAGCCUAAGAAGGUUCUUACAAAAAUGGUGCUAACUGGAAAAUUAGGCUACUAAGGUUCUUAAACAGUUUUUUUUAUUUUAAAAAAUAAAUAAGGUGUUUGUCAUUGGUGGGUGUGGUCUAUUUUGGGUCUAUUUUUGUUAUUGCAUGCAUAAGAUGUUACAAAAAUCUUUUUAAUCCAAGCCUGUUAAGGACAUUUAUGAAGUUUAUUCAAAGCUGUGCAAGUUAAAUAGAACAAAAACAACGUUAAAACAUGAUACUGUGUUGCUGCUGGGCCAAACAUGGUACUGUCAUAGAGUCAGAUCCCUCGGCUUAGUUUGCACUGACUUGUGUUCUGUUGCCACAUAUUGGUAUUGGUAUUGUAAUUAAAAGAGACAAUCAUUAAGCGGGUGGUUUUAUCUUCAUUUACUCGACUAUUAAAUUUUUUUUCAAAAUAAGAAACCGUUUCAAAAUUGAAAGUGAAGAAUGAUCAUCGCAGUAAAUUUUCCAAUUUAAGCAAUUGGAAAGAAGAAGCCUGAAAAAAAAACCAGGGGUUUCAACGGGAUUCGAACCCGUGACCUCCGCGAUCGGUGUGUUGCUCUACCAACAGAGCUAUGAAGCCACACAUUGGGAGCGAGGUCAAUUUAUUGAGUUCAUAUCUCCCGUGAGGAGUGAAAUGAUGUGAAGUAUAUAUGAAAUAAUUCAUUUUUGAACUGCGGUUGUAGAUGAAAGUGAAGAAUGAUCAUCGCAGUAAAUUUCAGUAAAUUUGUAGGCUAGAACAGGUUCUUAUGUAAAAGGGUUCUAAAUGGACAAUCUUAGCCUAACAGUAGAUAAUUAGAGAAAGGUUUUUCACCUCUGGGGCCGCACCUGAAUCUUAGCUUACACGCACCACUUCUAGACUUCCCUAUAAAUCAUAGCAAUUCCAGAAGGUCUCAAAGAGUAACAUGCACUUCACUUGGAAUUACCACAAGUUCCUCAGCUUUUAGAAAGGAAACUACAGCACAUGAAGCUCUGAGCUGCCAUUGUAGUACUUUUAAAAGCAUUCAUCGCGGCCGAUCGAGAUCACAUAUUAGGCUGUUAAAAAAGGACGCUAAAAUAAUCUCAGGGGAUCUUUAUAAGUAGAUCUUGCCAGUAUCGCUCCACGAGGGUUGCAAGCAUAGUUAUAGGGCCCUCACCACUUUCCAGACCGGGCCGGUGUGAUUGUCUUUUUAUGCAACAUGCUUUUUUUGUCCUUUUUUGUUUGAAAACGGAGAUUUUCUCUCUGUGUUUGACCUAUCGUCCACACGUAUCUGGUGAAACCCUUUUUUUUGGCUAGAGAAAGGCGACUGUGACCAAAAACACAGCUUUUCAAAAUCGCCGUCCAGAGUGGAGAUUUUAUUAAAACGCCGGCGUAUCGUUUACGUGUGGGCUGACGAAAUCAAAUACCACAAUGUCAUACAUCAUACAGCGCAUGCCCUGUAAGGCAUGCAAUCGUAUGGCUUCGAACAGCUUAAGCGAACAGCGUUUUGUGUGGACUGGCGAAAACGAUUCGCCAAAUAUGCGUAGAAACGUAUUUUUUUUUUUAUUUUAAAAACGGAGAAAAAAAUCUCCGUACGUCUGGAUGAGGCCUUAAUUUCCCACUGCUAAUUUUCAGGUUCCGGUUGCUCUGGAAAGACAACCUUUCUCAAACAACUGCGCAUCGUCUAUGACAAUGGUUACACGGAGGAGGAGAGAAAAGCAUUCAAACCAAUAAUUUAUAAGAACAUCAGCUCAGCAAUCGCUAACAUCGUCAAAGGGAUGGAUGAAAUCGGGUUGACUUUUGAAAACAACGAUUUGAGAACCAAGGUGUGUAUUUUCUAUUCAAUCCCUAGUCAAAUAUCUUCCAAUGACCCCCUGCCUCGCAGUCUAGAACGGCUACUUUUUAAACUCCCGAAGGGCAUUUUACACAUUUUCCAUGUUAUAACUUCAAGGGCGGAGUAUCCCUCCAGCAGAUGUUCACUUAGCCUAGCCUCUCGGCACAAGACUCUCUCCAAGCGAAAAUAAGAGGAACGCCUGGGGAUGAGGGCUCCAGCCUCCGGACGUUUUUUGAAUCAUUCGUUCAGGCGCCUUGAGCGCCCGUGGCAUUUUUGUGCGCCAUAACUCCCCUUCCUCCCUCCUUAUCAUACAAAUGAGCAGGCUAAGAAUUGUGGGGUACUAGUUUAUCGAAGUCAAUAUAUAUGCGUUAUUGACCAAGCGUGAGGUCGAGAUGCCUGGAUAUUUUCCAAGUUCCUUUUUGCGUUUUCAUGGACCGAGGCAAAGUCGAGGUCGAUAAAAACGCAAAAGCGAACGGGGCCAAUACCCAGCUAUCUUGACCUAGCAAGCUUGGUCAAUAAAGGAUUUAUUAUAUGAUUGGCCAAAGAGAGAACUUUUUCUUGCGGGACCAACGCUGCAAAUCCCGAGCGGGUCCGCUAGGGUAACCAAUCGGAACACAGGAUUCGCUUUAUCUUGCCCGCUCGCGGAAUCAGUCGCACAAUGGAUUAUGAAUAACUUCCAUUUUUUUAACAUUCAUGUAGAAUUUUACUGAGGAAUCAUCAGAAAACUCCAGCUCAGAGGAUAGUGAGAACAACAACUUUUCGCUUCAAGACAGAGUUCCACUGUUGACAGAAUUCUGGAAUGAUCCCUCUGUACAAACCUGCUAUGAUCAGAGAAAUCUAUUUUACAUCGAAGAUUCCGCUAAAUAGUAAGUGAAUUCAUCAGUGACGGAAAUAAUUCAUAAGUAGCUUUAUUGUAGUCUAUCUGACCUCAAUCUGAACUUUUAUUACUUCUUAAUUACGCUUUCUGCUCUAAUGGUUUGUUCUAAAACACAUGCAUGAAAUGGCUGCUAUUCCCUCUCCAGUCAUGUCAUUCGCUAAAAUAAGCUAAAGCUUACCCUGUCUUCCUCGCUGUGAUUUUGUAUGGCCCUGAUCUGAGUUUUCAGGCUCUCCGACUAGUUUGAUUGUGAAAACAACUCAGUGCAAAAGGAACGACAAUAUAAGCCUUUUGGCAGAAAGUAGACAACACUGAUUUGUGACGGAGAAGAUGAAUUUUUGACAAAACUACAGAAAGAGAAUAGGACACUUCACCCUCCCUCGCUGUUGCAAAGAAAAACAUUUUACGAAAUUUAAAAGGUUGCCGGUCUCAGUUUUUUAUGAUUGUUUGUUUGCGUCUUGAAAGAAGGCGAUUUUUUUAACAGUCUCGACCUGGCUUGGUAACAUAUUACAUAAGUCAUCAGCUUUUUUCGUUUACAUUACGUCAAAAAAUGAGCCCCAGAUGUUUUUUGUUUGUUUGUUUGUUUGUAUUUUCGAGCCACGUUUUGCAGUGUUUAGGUUGUGUUUCUUUAAAAAUAAAAACCCAAAUAUAGAGAUUCAAGCUAGGGUAACGAUAAAAACUGGUAGAAUAUCUUUACUCCUAAGAUACGAAGCAUCCGAUUUCACUGAAAUUUUUUAUAGCAGUCGUAUCAGGGAGACAAAAGGCUUUUUUGCGCUCGCGCCGAAAAUUGUUGUGUUUUGGCUUUGAAGAAUGUUUAAUGACGAAUUUGUCCCAAAGAACUGCUAAUGAAUGCGACUCCAGGGUAACUGGAUUCAGAUUAAACCGGCUGAAUGUUAAUUGAUACGAAUGUUAAUUCAUACGAAGUAAGACAGAAUCAGUUUUAGGCUCAAGUACAUGUAUGCAGAUCCGGAUUCUUCCAAUGAAACGCACCCUUGUUGCCGACCUGUAGGUCGCACGCGCAAGUUUUCGGAGCUUAAUGCUGCCUCAUGUUUUAUUUGUUGUCAGCUUUUUUGAAAAUCUGGAGCGGUUGUCUCAACCGGACUACAUCCCAACACACGAAGAUAUUCUUCAUGCCAGACAGUCAACACAAGGAGUAGAGGAGAGAAAAAUAUCGGUAAACAACUUCCAAUACAGGUAUCUACUCAGUACCUAUACAUAUUUUAAAAGAGAUUACGAGCGGGCUAAGUUUAAAUGCUGGAUAGAAAGUUAUUGGUUGUUGAAUUUUCUGAUAAAGGCUCAUUUCAAGCGCGGAUCCACACCGGUUUCCACCAUCUUACAGAAAUCGGUCAAAUUUUUCAUAAUAAAUAUAUUUUUAAUAAGAAAAAACUUUCCACUGCAAGGCUUCAUCCGAGGAUAAUGGAACUGGCCAAUAUCCUGUCUGAAUGAUUCAGAACCCCAGGAAAGGAGACUUAAGGGAGUUAAAAUCCGAAAAAUUCCCUGGAGAAGCAUACCCCCGGACUCCCAUAGAAGCGUGAGCCUUCGGCGUUCGUUUAGGAAAUCGGUCAGUAUUUAUCCUAAAUCUGGGCCUACCCUCAUCCUCGCUAAUUAUCCUGGUAUUAAUUCCGAUUAAUUCAUUCAAAGCGCAAUGAACUUGCUGAAAAAUCGAAUCAGAUCGAGGAAGGGAAAGGUCAAUCAUUCGUUUUGGGAAAAACUAAGUGAACUCGUCAACAGACGCGGAAAGCUUUUUUGAUAAGUUAAAAAAACCGUAAUUAUAUCAGCUUUACUGACAUUCACUGAAGACAUUCCUCAAGUGAGGUGCAGUCUUUGCGACUUUGUUUCUGAAUUGGGCUUCUUUUCCGUUUACAGAGUAAUAGACGUCGGAGGACAAAAAAAUCAACGCAAAAAGUGGAUUCAUUUUUUUGAAGGUGUUACAGCAGUUGUGUUUUUUGCGUCGUUAAGCAGCUAUGAUGAGUUCGUGGAAGAAGACGAAAACACAGUAAGUCAGUGUUAGAGGAGCCGUUGGAGCUAACUGUUUUAGCUUUCUGAGUGACGGAACUUGGCUAGAAAAAAGUUUCACACCCCUAGACCUCGUUUCAGCUCCUAGGUAUUUGUUAUUGUUAAAUCGAUAAAAGCCCCCAGGAAAGAGCAAGGUCGCGGGGGCAGAAUAGAAGUUUGAAUAGAAUAGAAUAAAUGGGACUUAGUUCGAGUCAGCGGGUGGUUCGAGUCACAUGAGUUCGAGUUAUCGGGGUUCUACUGUAUAUAGGGACUGAUAGCUGCCCAGCUGUAACCGGCCUCGUUGACAAGCUAUUCUCAGUUUGGGGGUUGGUGCCUCGGUGAUGACGAAAGAAAGACCCUUGGGAACGAGGUUGCUAAGGUCGUUGGGUGCUUACUUUUAACUAAAAAUAUUACGCCUCUAGAAGGCUUAUGGUAAGGUCAUUUCUCGGAAAUUCCAACUGAAAAUUGAGGACUGUGCAUGCGUUUUGACGAGGUAAUCCUGUUAUUCCGGUUGGUAUGAAUCAAACGUCAGUUACCAUUCACUUUUUCCUUUGUUCCAUUCCCGCGCCAUAUCAGUUAGUUGCCCUUUUUUAUAUCCACAAGCGUAACAGAAAAAGUAAUUCGGUGGUGAGCUAAUAAAUCGCUUUCUAUCAUGCAACAAGGUAACCCAACUAGUUUUUUCUGUCAAAUAGUAUUAAAGCACCCCUUCUUUCUACUACUACGUCAUCGUGAUGCAUUGAAGAGAGAACCCUGCGAACGAAUUACUAUGCCUCACGACUUAUCACAACUAAACUGGUUACGAAAAAGCCGGGAGUCUGGGAAAGCGCCGUUGGCACUUCGGGUCCUUCCCUAUUUCGAAGAACAUUAAUACCACGAUCGUUACAUCUUUUCACUUCCAUUUGGUUUAUUUUUAUCAUGUUUCUCUUCUAACCAACAUUUUCUGUAUUUUUCAGAACGCCAUGCUGGAUAGCUUAGAAUUAUUCGAAGAAAUCAGCCAAAAUGAGUUCCUUGAAAACACAGAGUUCAUUCUCUUUCUCAAUAAGCACGAUCUAUUUGUGGAGAAAUUGAAAACAUCGAAGCUUUCCUCGUGUUUUCCUGAUUACGAAGGUAAGAGAAAAUCCGUUUUUAGCUGUUUUUCUUCUUCUUAAAGGGGUUAAACCGGUUUUUGGUCAAACAUUUUGUAUCAACUCUGCAUUUGUUUUCUGCGCGUUUAAACGUGCACAGACAACAAACAUCGUUGAUACUCAUGCAGAGGAUCGAUACCGUUACGGAUGUAAUCGAUACCACAGUUUUUGAACUUGAAUUUUACUAGAGGCGCAGGCAUAAAGCAAACUGACGCGUAAGCACAACGGUGUCUUAACACGAGUGAAAACGAACGCUAAAACAUACGCAAGAAAAAGAGGUGGAAAUGCAAAUUUAAAAACGUCAAUUCCCUUUUUUAUUAGUCUACAGAACAGGUGUUAUUUUUGCGCGUUUUUCAGACAAGCGAAGACAGCAAUGGCAAGUUUUCCAUUGCCAGCUGAGGAAAAAGUCCUGGCGACGAGGCUGGAUUGACUGGAUCGCGAGACAGACAAAAGAUAAAAGAUUUUCUCCUGCGUCUUUCCCCGGAGCCCGCACCUCGUGCGCCUGUCUCUCGCUUGCCUUCUGUCGCCUGAAUAACGCGAAAAAAGCCGGAAAAGGGCCCGUUUCUACAGGCUAUAUUUUUUGUGGACUACUCCGACGCUAUCUUAAUAGACCUUCAUGUCACGGUUUUCGACGCCAUCUUGACGAGUAGGCAAACGUGUGCGAAAUUACAGUGUUUGUAUGAGAAUCUGAUGUCGAAUUAUUUCCCUAGAACGGCUUUUCUGAAAAAAAUAUCAAUUGUAAACUAAAGCUUCACUCCUAAGGAUUCUACUGAAAACAAUUGAGGGCGUUACAUGCCCUAGAAGACCUAGAACCACUUUUUAGAAUUUUCUAUACAUUUGUCUGUAAGAGAGUCCCGAAAAUUACAGACAAAUAUAUGGAAAAUCUAAAGCAAGCCUCUGGAGAAAUUUAAGCAUAGGUACGCCCCCAAAAUUUUUUAGGGCAAUCCUUUGCUUAGUAACUUAAGUUUACAACUGAUAUUUUUUUCAGAACAGCCGUUUUAGGGAAAUUAUUCGACAUUAGAUUCUUAUACAAACAAUGUAAUUUCUCACACGUUUGCCUACUCGUCAAGAUGGCGUCGAAAACCGUGACAAGGUCUAUUCAAGUAAGAGUCCUUUUUUCCAAUUUUGAUGGUUGACAGUUUUAUGAGGACAUUUAGUCCAACAGUUUAAAUAAAUAUCAACUUCUGUAGAAAUUAAUGUUAAUAUUAAUCUGUAUUUUUGAAGGUUGAUGGUAAAAAAGUUCCUAUUUUGAAGGUUGACGGUUACAACUUAGGCCGUUUGACGGCAGACGAUUAACUCCAUACAGACCCUCAAUUAACGGUACAUACACUCUUCGUUUCAGGUGGUCCUGACCCGGAGAUAGCUCUCGCCUACGUUCAGGAUUUAUUCAUGAAAAGGAAACCCGAAAACAAAAAAGUUUAUUUACAUGUGACUUGCGCAACAGACACUGACCUCAUGAGAACAGUACUGAAGGAUGUAUUCGAGAUUCUGGUUGAUAUAAAUCUCAAGAAACUUGCCACUCUCUAGUUCAUGUUGCAAGUUGCUUGAAAAUCAUUUUUAAUUUUCAACUGAGCUAAUUUUUGCGUUUUUUCGGUAACAGUAUCGCGCAGUUUUUGCAGAGACUCUUGCAAACAAAAUGGACAAAAUGCUUUCUUUCGUCUACAUGCUUGAGAAAAUCUUUCUGUUUUCUUUUAUCCGAGUUGUUUUCCAGUGCGCAUUCAUAACAAUUGAGGAAUUUGACGCGUUUGGGUAUGUUAUCUCUUAAUAUUGGGUCUAAAAUGCAGUUUUAUAAACGCGAUUGAUCAUGGUGUGGUAAAUUUCACCGGCUGAACUACGAAUUUCGUGUUUUAUCAGAUUCGCUGAAGCUAUAAAACGUGAUAACGGUACUUAAUUUAAUCGUUAAUGGCAC
Molecule: messenger RNA, 9767 nt
Organism: Porites lobata
Lineage: Eukaryota; Metazoa; Cnidaria; Anthozoa; Scleractinia; Poritidae
Source: the annotation of a GenBank genome assembly